Messenger RNA from Apaloderma vittatum (bar-tailed trogon), 815 nucleotides. RefSeq names its product chromosome unknown open reading frame, human C3orf38. The transcript has 2 exons. The record is from RefSeq and is a predicted model, not a curated record. The annotation marks the transcript as partial. NCBI's taxonomy places the organism in Eukaryota, Metazoa, Chordata, Aves, Trogoniformes, Trogonidae.
AGGCCAUUCAUGCCAUUUUGGUUUACAGCCAAAGUGUAGAAGAACUUUUGAGACGCAAAAAAGUCUGUCGAGACGUGAUUUUUAAGUAUUUGGCAGCCCAAGGAAUUCCAGUGCCUCCUUCCUCUGAGAAACAUCUACUCAUUGAUCGUGUAAAGCAGUACUGGAGUGGGAAGCUCACGACAUGUACCUCAGAGUCAGGGGAGAGAAAACCACACACAGGGACUCAUGAAGAGAGACAAAAGUCACCAGAAGAUGACAUUCAUGAUCUAGGAGAAGAAUUCUGUCAGUGGUUCUUUGCACUUCUGAAUUCUCAACAUCCCUUGGGAGUAAAAUCUGAAGAGAGAUGGGGACCACAGCAUUUUUGGGAGGAUGCCAAAAUGAAGUUCUGUUACAACACAUUAGAAAAAAACGUUGAAGAAUAUGUUGGUGCAGAAAUGGUCAGCCUUCGUCUGCUCUCGCUGGUUAAAGACGAGUAUCUUCUGUUCAACCCUAAUUUGCACACUGAUGCACUGAAGUGUGCCAUGUCUCGACAUGGGCUAGUACUGGUAGCAGUGGCUGGCACAGUACAUAGAGACAAUGCUUGUUUGGGCAUCUUCGAACUAGUUUUUGGACUCAUUAGCUGUCCCAUUAGGGAGAAUACAUGGAAAAUAAAAGUUGUGAAUCUUAAGAUAGUUGGACAGGGUGCACUAGAGCCUGGGAUGCACAUUGAAAAACCCUCCAUAAAGUAUGAGUCAACCCAACUGCAAGAGUUUUAUGAUGGGAAAGAACUGACUGUGUUUGAACCUCAAAACCUGAGCAAUCCUUUUCACAACUGA